Messenger RNA from Bombyx mori (domestic silkworm), 1257 nucleotides. RefSeq names its product ommochrome-binding protein. The record is from RefSeq and is a predicted model, not a curated record. Bases 372 to 1187 code for a protein of 271 amino acids. Lineage: Eukaryota; Metazoa; Arthropoda; Insecta; Lepidoptera; Bombycidae. The transcript is spliced from 2 exons.
GCGUUUCCGACCCGGUGGUAGAUUGCGCGAAGCACUGCUCUUGCUGGAACCAGUGUUAGCAACACUCGGCUUUAAGCCCCGUGAGCUCACCUACACGUCACGGAGAAGCUAAAAUAACCUCUCAAGCCUAUCAGCAUAGGUAGGAAGAAAAAACAUUAGACGGAACAUUAGUAUCUGUUUAUAAAAUUAUACGUGUUAGUUUUCGUGUAUUUAAAUUUUGUACGGCAAGUCAGUCAGUGGGAACCGGCCUUAUAUUUGAUUUUACUAUUGACGAACUAGUCAUCGGCCAGUGCGAUACAAACUUUCAUUGUAGUCGCUUGUGUUGCGUAAUCGAGAACAAAUCGAUUUCUAUUCUGGUACCCAAUGCAAAAAUGAAGUUAUUCAUAUUAUUAUUGAUUGCAACAUUGACGACAGCUGACGAGUACUGCAAAGGGAUAUACAUCGAUCAAAAUUAUUACAACGUCGAAAUAAUCAAAGAAGGACUUACCAGAAUAUAUCAGAUAGUAUUUAACGAUAACGAAAACACGUUAUACUUCACAUUCGAUCAAUUAGCAUAUGUCCCGACGAGGCAGUUAGGUUAUAUUAACAUAGCAACAAAAAAAACUGGCAUUAUCGAUAGUAUCCGAAACGCUACGGGUUUGGCAUAUGACAGAUCGAAAAAUCGCAUUUACGUCGGCGGCUCUGACGGUUUGUUUUUCAUUAGUGACGCGAACAAAGUACCAGAAAGAUUACCUGUUGUUGAAAAUAUUAGGUAUCUGUUCUUUAAAGAUGUUUUGUAUAUGAUUAACAAUAACAGGAAGGCGCUUAAGUUUGAUAAUGGCGUGACUGUUCCGGUUAUGGAGUUACAAAAUGUACAAGUAGACGCUCUGAUGCUCGACGAUGGUAAUAAUAUACUGUUUUUGGAUAAUGAAACGCUAUUUCGCGUUCAAUUGGGCACUACAGUUAUUAAUAUACACGAAGGUUAUUCCGUUACUAGCAUAGCCACAGAUAUACAUUAUAAACCUUACGUUUGCACGAAAAAUGGUCUGUACGCCUAUAACAAAUACAAGUUUGCUUUGGAUAAAAAAUCUGAUAAACUAGCCAAUUUAAGAGCUUUGACUUUUAAUAAUAGAAAUGAACCUAUUUAUAUCGCUGUUGGUCAUAUUGUGAAGUUGAUUUACAAUCCAGUACCCUGUUUUGGUGACUAAGGUUUAGUUUUUGUAGAUUUGUUUUUGUUAAAAACAGAAAACUGUUUUUUAAAUAAAUAACUCAAAAUGA